AUUUAAAUAAAUUCCAAAACCAUGUAAAACUAAAUUCAUGAAUAUUAAGGGUUUUAGAUAAUUAAAAUAUAUUAGUAAUAAAUUCCAUACAUCACCAACAUAUAAUAAGUAAAUACUCGCGAAAAAAGAAAUAAAAAAGAAAUAAAACAUGAAAUAUAAGUAAAAAGCAUUUUUUUUACAAAAUUCAUGGACUUCGUUGAAAGUUAACGUGUUGGUUGAGUGUGGAGAAAAUUUCAAGGGUAAGAAUCUCAGAAUGAUAAAAUAGGAGACGGAAUGCCAAAAACUCUCAAAAUUUUUCAAUAAAUUUAAUAAAUAUGUGUAAAAAACUAAAUAGUUUUAGUAUAAAUUUGUUUUGUUACUGCUAAUGUAAUGAUUUUUUCGAUACAUAUGGGGAUUUAAAACUCAUCGGUUAAUAGGUUGAAUUAUUUCAUAAAUUCCAAUAGGAAGUCGGAGGUAUUUAAUUUGUACAUUUUGUAAUUUAUAUGCUUUCCAAAAAUUUUAAAAGUGUUAGUAUUCUUUCUGUUUUAACAUUUUGAAUCUUGAUUUUUUAAUCUCCGCCUUUUAUAUUUAGAUUUCUUUUUUAGUUGUCAUUUUAAUUUUCAUUCAUAGUUUUUUAAACGCAUAUUUUAAAUCUUAUGAAGGCCAUUUGCCUUAAAAUUGACUGAUUUUAAAGGAAAUAUGAGCAGCUUAGACUUUGAAUUGACCCCGGAUAGUAAUCCGGUCAAAUUCGACCAGGAGAUUAAACCGAAGAGGCUUUCUCUAUUCCCAAAGUCUAAGAGAAAACUCUCAGUGUUUUUGAUUUAUAUGAUCGGCUUCUCUGAAGGGUUAUUACAUUUGUCAAACCUCGCUAUUUAUUAUAUGUUUAAGGAGGAUUUUGGUCUAUCUCCAGCACAAAUGACACUUUUGUAUUCUAUUCCUGCCAUACCUUAUGUUAUUCGACCCUCAAUGGCCUAUUUGACUGAUACGAUUCCAAUAUUUGGAACCAGAAGACGGCAUUAUUUAAUUUUAAAUAGUCUUAUUCAAUCAUCAAGUUUUCUGUUUCUAGGCUUAAUGCCUAUUAGUCUAUUUUUUUCAACCAUUGCACUAUUUCUAAUUACAUUCACUCUCGCAUUUUGCAUGACCAUAGCUGAGGCUCUGGUCGUGGAAAACAUCAGUGAUGGAACUGAUAAUUUGAGUGGGUUCAUCGGGAUUAAGGCCUUUUCCGCCUUAUUAGUCUCUUACUUUUCAGGCUCUAUGUUAGAAAAAUACCCAAAACAGAGAUUGUUUCUGAUUACAAGUUUAUUUCCGCUAUUAAUCACAUUUUUCGCAUAUUUCAUGAAAGAAGAGAAAACGGAGAUUGUAUAUCAAUCGCACCCAUUAAAGGAUUUAAUUAAAUUUUUAAGAGAACCGUCAAUAUACCACCCCUGCAUAUUCAUGUUCCUGGUGGUCAUCACACCAGCAUAUGAAGACGCGUUUUUGUACUAUACUAUCGACGUGUUAGGUUAUAGCCCGUCAUUCAUGGGAAUAUUGAGACUUAUUUAUGGCAUCUCAAUUGUUUUGGGCAUAGGACUGUGUCGUAUAUUUUUUAAAAAUACUUCCAUAAAGAAGUUACUUAUAUGGUCCACGCUUAUAGUGAAUAUAGUGUACCCCUUCCCAGCUUUAAUUACCUCUGGACUGUCAAAGAAACUCGGAAUCCCGGACAAACCUCUAGUUCUCUGUGGAGGGUUCUUAAUGGAAGCAGUUUUCGAGAUACAGGUGAUGCCGUUCCUAACUUAUACAACGAGAGUCACACCUAAGGGUUUGGAAGCCUCAGUGUUUGCAGCUAUCAUGACCAUCAAAUCCGUCGGGAUUUUCUCAUGUAAAUUAUUAACCGCCUUAACAACGUUCCUUUUCGGCAUAGACAACCAUAAAUACGAGCAUUUGACGUCCUAUAUCCUAUUUUGCACAGCCACGGCGAUGGCAGUAAUGUUCUACCUCACCAAGGUGCCUAACAAGGACGAAAUGGAACUUUUCGUAACUAGGCAAAAAAUGACCCAAAACGCCGAUGAGAAGACGUAACAUAAAGUCGUUUUAAUUUUGUAGAAUUUUA
Theileria parva strain Muguga is the source of this 2068-nucleotide messenger RNA. RefSeq names its product BT1 family protein. Bases 679 to 2037 code for a protein of 452 amino acids. The record is from RefSeq and is a predicted model, not a curated record. The transcript is spliced from 3 exons. NCBI's taxonomy places the organism in Eukaryota, Apicomplexa, Aconoidasida, Piroplasmida, Theileriidae.